This is a messenger RNA of Helobdella robusta, 471 nucleotides long. RefSeq lists its product as hypothetical. The transcript has 2 exons. NCBI's taxonomy places the organism in Eukaryota, Metazoa, Annelida, Clitellata, Rhynchobdellida, Glossiphoniidae. The record is from RefSeq and is a predicted model, not a curated record. The annotation marks the transcript as partial.
AUGGUUGAUAAUUACCAUCAAAGAUUAUCAUAUUCAUCUGGAGCAAUUGAUGAAAUUAAUCAGACUAAGUCGAGUCGUGUUGAAUAUUGGGCUCGGAGUUUCGAUUUUCUUCUUGAAGAUCAUAUAGGCGUUAAAAUAUUUUUUGAAUUUUUAAAAAAAGAACUCUGCUCAGAAAAUCUGAUUUUUUGGUUGAAAUGUAAUGAUUACAAAAAGAAUUGUUUAAACACAAAUGGAAUGAAUGAUUCCGAACAAAAAGAAGUUCUGAUGCAAUCUGCACGACGAAUUUACAAUGAACAUUUAUGCGAGCAUUCAGAAGAGCAAAUUAAUGUUGAUUACAGUGUUAAGCGAAAUGUUGAAGACCGUCUGAACCAGUCUUCUAUAUGUGCUGAUAUAUUUGAUGAUGCACAAAAACAUAUAUAUAUGUUGAUGAAGCAAGAUAAGUAUGGAAGAUUCAAAUUAUCAGAAAUCUAC